This is a messenger RNA of Triticum turgidum subsp. durum (durum wheat), 411 nucleotides long. The record is from the annotation of a GenBank genome assembly. Lineage: Eukaryota; Viridiplantae; Streptophyta; Magnoliopsida; Poales; Poaceae.
AUGGCCGCCGAGGAGGGAGCCGUGAUAGCGUGCCACACCAAGCAAGAGUUCGACACCCACAUGGCUAAUGGCAAGGAGACCGGCAAGCUGGAUAACCAGGUGAGGGUUGUUGAAAUCACCCUUAGUUAUCCUAAGGAUUACCAGGUGAUCAUUGACUUCACUGCUUCCUGGUGCGGUCCUUGUCGUGUCAUAGCCCCAGUCUUUGCUGAGUACGCCAAGAAGUUCCCUGGCGCCAUUUUCCUGAAGGUGGACGUUGACGAGCUGAAGGACGUCGCUGAAGCAUACAACGUUGAGGCAAUGCCGACCUUCCUGUUUAUCAAGGAUGGUGCGAAGGUGGACACUGUUGUCGGUGGCAGGAAGGAUGAUAUCCAUACCAAGAUAGUGGCCCUCAUGGGUUCUGCAUCUGCCUAA